AUGGCCGACAUUUACACCCCUCCCAAGGACUCUGCCUAUCUCCUCUCGACGGGCUUCCAGAUGCCCCACAAGAACGGAGACAAAUGGGCCAUGGCUUUCGAUAGCUAUACCGGUACAAUCCUGACGGCAGGCCUCUCUGUCGUCAUCACCAUCUUGUUUCUCUGCCUUUGGAACCUCAUCAGUUUCGUCGGCAUGUUCUUUGAUGGCAAAAAGACCAGACGCCGAUACGUCGCGCUGGUCACCCUCUGGAACUCGAAUGACCCUUGGUUCGCCUGCAAGGAACUGCUUCAUUACGCAGUCCAGUGUCUAAAGGACUCCAAGACUUCGGGUGACUUCUGGUACGGUUUUGGGUUCGGUCUCACGGCCUUCAUUGUGUUUGCCGGGGGCAUAGUGACCAGUAUCAUGGUCCCGUCAGCCCUUUUGAUUGGCAACGUCGCCCCCGUGAGACCGAGCUCCGUCUUCUACCCCGAACUUCCAGAUGGUUCUGUUAGAGCGCUCCAGAGGUUUGGCCUCCUUGCCCCUGCUGCUAUGCGUUCUCUGGGCAGCGUGGAGGCGGCCGAGGUCACACUGCGCGAGAGGGUCAGCGUUGAAGAAGAGCCCAAGUUCUCCGACCCAAGGGCUGCCGAACCUGUCAAGGGCGUCAAGUAUAACUAUUCCCUCUCUGGAGUGGACAUGGGCCUCAGAUGGGGAUCCAAAUUGUCCUUGGAGGUGACUGGUGCCUGCAUCACUGAGUAUGGUUGGGUGGACAAGCGAGCAAACACCAGUGACAGCCCGGGCGACGUGUACCAUCUUUGGAACAUUGAUUCAAGAGAUCAAACUGUCUUCGUACCCAUCAGCGAAGACGUUAUCCGUGAUGCUCCUUCGGCAUCCUUUAUUCCGCACCCAGAUGGACACGACCAGCUUCUGAAGAAUUCCAAUGUGUCCUAUGCCGUCGUCAUCAACUCUGCCCGUCGGACCAGCAUCACCAAGAGCAACGACCCGUGGUAUGCCACUGAGAACCGCGAUGAGCCGGAGGGGAAAGACCGAUACGAGGCUGAUUAUUGGAUGAAACGAUAUAGACCCAUUCUCUCGUGCUGGCAGAAUGACCAGUGGAGUUAUGGGUCUGAGUUAGUCAACUCCGUGGAUGAGCUGAAGAACGUUACCGGCAUCAAGAUCAAGCCUGUCCUGCUGGAAGUUCUGGAGGCCGCCUUCGGUGACAGUCCCAUGAUCGUCAAGCUUGGUAGCGCCAGUGGCGUCUCGGCGCUUCGAUCUCAGACUACAAGCCCAAAUGGCGUCAUUGACGCUCAACAAUGCACCAUGUACAAAGACAUGGAACGUCUCAUCUUGGCCAGCUUUGUGGCUAGCAGGAGCAUCUUUACCGAUGCCACCAUGUUCGGGAUCGGUGAUGACACAUACCCGAGCAUUAUCAGGGACACCAACGGGAAUCCAAAGAGCGGUGCGGGAGACUUUGUCGUGGCAAGCCCAGAAAUCCAGACAUUCUCUCUCAGGGGGGUCGUCGCUCUCCUCGUUCUCUUGGGUGUUUUGAUCUUUGUAAAUGCUUUGGCCUCAUGGCUCCUCCGCUUCUUUCAUAGGAAUCAGGAGGAGGCUACCAUCGACGCAGGAGCAGGGAACAAUGAAGUCGAAGUCGACCGGUGGACUCGAUUCCGUGUGUUGGGGGCUGUCCACCUGUUCCGCUGCCUCUACGAG
Molecule: messenger RNA, 1686 nt
Organism: Fusarium vanettenii 77-13-4
Lineage: Eukaryota; Fungi; Ascomycota; Sordariomycetes; Hypocreales; Nectriaceae
Exons: 1
Source: RefSeq, a predicted model, not a curated record